AUGAGCAUGAAAAUCCUCAUUACCGGCGCGGGCGGCUUUAUCGGUCAAGCCCUGACUAAAGAGCUCUUGUCAGAUACUCAAGUCUCAUCAAUCACUUUGACCGAUGUGAUGAAGCCACCUGUGCCAUCGAGCGAAAACAACCCUAUAUCAUCCCCCGAGAUCGAUUCCCUCGCUGCAGAUCUUACCUCGCUAACAACAUGUCAAGAACUAUGCUCAUCAAAAGCCUUUACACACGUCUAUCUUCUCCAUGGAAUCAUGUCCGGUGCCGCAGAGGCAAAUCUCGAGUUAGGGUUAAAAGUCAAUGUAGACUCGAUGAGGCAUGUGAUGGACACUUUGCGCACAGUUCGACCUGGUAUUCGAGUUAUAUUCCCAUCGAGUCUUGCAGUCUUUGGACCAGCGGAUCCAUUAAAACCAGAGAAAGUCACCGAGAACACGAUACCGCUACCGCAGUCAUCUUACGGAGCACAAAAACAAAUGGGAGAGACUCUUUUGAAUGAUUAUUCGCGAAGGGGUCUGCUUGAUGGUAGAAUUGUGCGAUUACCGACGAUAAUUGUUCGUCCUGGUAAGCCGUCAGGUGCAGCGUCUAGCUUCUGUUCUGGUAUCCUUCGSGAGCCAUUCAAAGGUGAAGAGAGUGAAUUACCCGUGCCCACAUCGUUGAAUUUGUGGGUUUGUUCGACGAGGACGGUUAUCAAGAACCUCAUUAUCGCCAGAGAUAUCCCAACAGAAGCAUUCGACAAGGUCGUGGCACGAGGAUCUUCGAGAAUAGUCAAUCUACCUGGUAUCACAGUAACUGUUCAAGAGAUGCUAGACGCUUUGCUACAGGUUGGUGGCGAGGAGGUGCGGAAACUCGUCAAGGAGGUUCCGGAUAGCUCUGUUGAGAGUAUUGUUGGCUCAUGGCCCGCCGAGUUUGAUAUUUCGCGUGCGACUCAGCUUGGAUUCCAGCAGGACGGUGAUCUUGUGAAGACGAUAAAGGAAUACUUGGAAGACUACGCACCGAAAAAGUUAUGA
Molecule: messenger RNA, 1008 nt
Organism: Talaromyces amestolkiae
Lineage: Eukaryota; Fungi; Ascomycota; Eurotiomycetes; Eurotiales; Trichocomaceae
Exons: 1
Coding region: 1-1008 (335 amino acids)
Source: RefSeq, a predicted model, not a curated record